Molecule: messenger RNA, 1772 nt
Organism: Penicilliopsis zonata CBS 506.65
Lineage: Eukaryota; Fungi; Ascomycota; Eurotiomycetes; Eurotiales; Aspergillaceae
Exons: 3
Coding region: 24-1637 (537 amino acids)
Source: RefSeq, a predicted model, not a curated record
AACACUUUAUAUAUCCCUCUACAAUGACCACCAGCCCCAUUGCUGUCACCGGCGGCCUGGUACAAGGCCACACCGAGUCAGACCCGACCAUCACCGUCUUCCGCGGCAUUCCCUACGCCGCACCCCCCCUGGGGCCCUACCGGUUCCGUCCCCCCCAGCCGGUGACCCCCUGGGAAGGCGUCCGAGAAUGCACACAGAACAGCGCUGUCAACUACCAACUGCCGCCGCCGCCGAAGUUCUACGACACGCUGGUUGGUGUGCCGCAGUCGGAGGAUAUCUUGUACCUGAACGUGUGGGUGCCCGACAGCGCCAAACAUGACGGACCGUAUCCUGUGUUCUUCUGGAUGCAUGGGGGAGGGUUCCGGGAGGGGGGGAAUGCAGACAAGAACUUCAAUGGCACCGGGCUGGCACAGAAGGGCGUCAUUGUCGUCGUCCCCAACUUCCGACUCGGCAUGCUCGGGUUCCUGGCGCACCCUGAGCUCAGCAAGGCCGAACCGUCUGGCGCAUCGGGCAACCAGGGCAUAUUAGACUGUAUCCAAGCAUUGCAGUGGAUACAGGAGAAUAUCGCUGCGUUUGGCGGGGAUCCCGGCCGAGUGACCAUUGGCGGUCAAUCGUCCGGAUCAGCAAUGACCACCAUCCUGCUCUUUUCCCCCAUUACCAAAGGCCUCUUCCACCGCGCAUGCAUCCAGUCCGGGGUUCGAUCCCCCCAGGACCAGAUGAUGCCCACGAUGGCUCCCUCCUAUCGCCAGCUGCAGCACGCCGAGGAAGACGGGGUCGCGCUGCUGCGUGAACUGGGAUUCUCCAGCUUGGAAGAAGCCCGCAAGCACCCGGACCCGCUGCUGUUUGCGCGCGCAGCCCUGAAACGCGACGCCCGCUACUGGGGGCCUCCGCCCUUCUUCCGGGCGGUGCUGGACGGACAUGUGUUUGUGAAGCCGUACCAUGAGACUCUCCGCGACGGGCCCCCGAACGACAUUCCCAUCCUGACCGGCCAGAACGCCAAUGAAAGCGGCGUCUACGCCGAGCCACGCUUCACCCUCGACGAUUUCCACCAGUGCGUCCAUGAGCGGGUCGGGGCAGCGUUUGAAGACCGAUACCGCGCGGUAUACCCGCUCGCCAACACGGAAAUGGGCCAGGGACCGCUGGAGACAUGGAAUCUGUCGGCACAGGAGCAGACACGGGUGAGUACGAGCGAGUGGGCGCGGCUGUGGAAGACCAAGGCCUCAAGCCCUGUGUUUGGAUACUAUUUCACACACGCUCCGCCGGCGUAUCAUGGAUUCAAGCCUGAUUUCUCGGCGCCGAAAGUGGCCGGCUUCACGCAGAACAAGGGCCCGUUGACGGGGGCCUUCCACGGCGCAGAGUUCGCGUAUACCUUCAACAGCGUUGUCACGAGUGAUAUGCGGCCGUGGACAGACCGGGAUCGAUACGUCGGCGAGGUGGUGUCUACCCUCUGGAGCAACUUUAUCAAACACGGGGAUCCGAAUCAGGGGAGACCGGAAAGAGUCGCUCGUUGGCCGGCGCUGACGGAGGAUCCAACAACAAUGUUAGAGCUGGGGGGGGAGUUUGACACCAUCUCCAUUGCCAGACCAGAGGCGAUUGACUUUUGGACCUCUUUUAUCCAGACAGGAGAGGCGUGGUGAGACUGAUUAGAAUGAAUACCAUACUAACAAUGGAUCUAUUUAUGAUAGUUGAUUGAUCAUGCAGGCAGGCUAGAAUGACAUUUCUCUACUUACAUGAGACUGGCCUAUAGAUUAUCUAAUAUAUUAAAAUUUCCA